AUGCUUUCCUUCCAAGACGUUAUCCGUUUCACGCAGAACAAGUUGGUAUCAAUGCCUCCUGGGUAUCUGCCAAAAUGGUUAUUGUUCAUCUCUGUAGUGUCUGUGUUCAAUUCUUUGCAAACUUACAUUUCAGGCCUGGAACUAACACGUAGAGUGUAUGAGAACAAGCCCGCUGAGACCACUUCGUUGAGUGCAAGAACUUUUGGUACCUGGACGUUUGUAUCAUGUGUCAUUAGAUUCUAUGGGGCGAUGUAUUUGCAGGAAGAACACAUCUUUCAAUUAACCUUCAUUUCCUAUUUGAUUGCCAUCGCUCAUUUCGGUUCUGAAUUGUUGAUCUUCCGUACUUGCAAAUUGGGCAAAGGUUUCAUGGGUCCUUUAGUUGUAGCUUCCACUUCUUUGAUCUGGAUGUACAACCAGAAGGAAUACUACACUGGUUCCGGAUGGUAA
This is a messenger RNA of Torulaspora delbrueckii, 447 nucleotides long. It is a transcript of the gene ERG28, whose product is annotated as Erg28p. The coding region runs from base 1 to 447 and encodes 148 amino acids. Lineage: Eukaryota; Fungi; Ascomycota; Saccharomycetes; Saccharomycetales; Saccharomycetaceae. Gene Ontology annotation, cellular component: membrane; endoplasmic reticulum. The transcript has a single exon. The record is from RefSeq and is a predicted model, not a curated record. Gene Ontology annotation, molecular function: protein-macromolecule adaptor activity.